ACGCAGCAAUAUGCUUCGCUAUCCUCAGGAAACCUCCUCUCCUAGGAUCGAAAUAUCCUCGCUUUCUCUUGAGAACUCCUACGAUCACCGGGAGCACAUAAUAGUUCCAGAGAUCUUGCUGCUCCAUCUGCCCAGAGAUCUUGCUGCUCCAUCUGCCCAGAUCCCAGCACGUUCGAUAUCUUCAUGACCCUCCCAUGAUCUUUUUUACCCCCACUGAAGAAUUCCCAUGACCCAACCACGCCUCGAGCCUCGGCAUCUUUCGGUUACUACCAUUACCAGACGGCCAUAAGCUGGGGCCUGGGGGGGCCAAGAACCCGCACCAGUGACUGUCAUCAGUCCACAGCCAGCGUAACUAACCAAGCGCCUCCAACCAACUCGCCCCGGGGAACAAGGACCAUCGCCACCCCCAGUUGCGUUCGAGAUUCCUCAGCCGCCCCGCCCUUUAUAAGCCACCGCAACCGCGAACCCCGGACGCAACCGCAGCAGGGCGUUGGGCGAGUGAGUGAGUCAGUGAGGCUGGGAUAGCAGCAGCAGUGCGCCGCACUCAACUUCUCUUCUUGCCGUGCGGAAUGCCGCGCCGGCGGAGGACGCGCAGCAGCGAGGAGCUCAAGGCGGAGGACUUCGUCGACUCGGUGCUCAACUUCGGCGGCGAGGAGGAUGGGGAAGAGGAGAAGCAGGAGGCCGGCGGGGACGGCCAGCCGGCGGCGGAGUUCAAGUCCAAGAACCUGGAGGCCGAGCGGAAGCGGCGCGGCAAGCUCAACCGCAACAUCCUCGCGCUCAGGGCCGUGGUGCCGAACAUCACCAAGGUGCUGUACUGUACUGUACUUGACCGGUCAGUCACUCACGGCCACGGUUCCUCUUCGUCGGCCACGCGCCCCUGAUGUGCGUUUGGUGGCCCAGAUGAGCAAGGAGUCCACCCUCUCGGACGCUAUCGACCUCAUCAAGAGGCUCCAGAACCAGGUCCUUGAGCUGCAGCGCCAGCUCGCCGACCCGCCCGGAGAGGCCUGGGAGAAGCAGGGCAGCGCGUCGUGCUCUGAGUCCUUCACUGCCACGGAAAACAUGCCGUAUCAGGGUCAGAUCGAGCUGGUUCCUCUGGGGCCAUGCAAGUACCACCUCAGGAUCUUCUGCAAGAAGGCCGGCGUCUUCACCAAGGUGCUGGAAGCACUCUGCAGCUACAACGCGCAGGUCACCAGCCUGAACACGAUAACGUUCUACGGCUACGCUGAGAGCGUCUUCACCAUCGAGGUGAAAGGCGAGCAGGAUGUUGUGAUGGUGGAGCUAAGGAGCCUCUUAUCCAACAUCGUGGAGGUCCCAAGCAACUGACGAGAUUCCCGAUUGAGCUCACAUGUUUCAGUGCAGAAACCUCACUUUCGACGAAGAACUCUAGCGGUGGAGUGUUUGUGCAGGCAGUGUGACAAGAGUACAUGGUCAAACUGGUUUACUGACGGAUAAAGGCUGGAUUUUGUGUUGAACGCAUAGCACGAUGGGCAUCGAGGAAUGAACUUGUGAUUGUGGACAAAUUCACAGUUCCUCUCCAUUGCGUUCGCUUCCGUUAGACCUGGAUUCUGUUUGCAAUGUUAGCACCAUGAUGAUAUCUACUGACCCAUGUAGGCAGCAAGGGUCGAUGGGAUGCUGUGCUGUGCUGUGCUGUCCUGAUUUCAGCUCUCAUAGAUAGAAAAAGCAAGGCAGUCGUGAAAAAACUGUCAUGCUUUGUUAAAAUGAUUCGAAGUUUAGAUCAGUCUGUUACACAAGGAUCUACUUUUACGGACCCAUAUACUUCACCUGAAUUUUGCGAUGACUAAAAUCCUGCAAAAACAAUUUACUUU
This is a messenger RNA of Zea mays, 1826 nucleotides long. It is a transcript of the gene ms32, whose product is annotated as male sterile32. Gene Ontology annotation, cellular component: nucleus. Gene Ontology annotation, molecular function: protein dimerization activity; sequence-specific DNA binding; DNA-binding transcription factor activity. Gene Ontology annotation, biological process: regulation of DNA-templated transcription. The record is from RefSeq and is a predicted model, not a curated record. Bases 658 to 1323 code for a protein of 221 amino acids. The transcript is spliced from 3 exons. NCBI's taxonomy places the organism in Eukaryota, Viridiplantae, Streptophyta, Magnoliopsida, Poales, Poaceae.